GACAGCGCAAGGCGGUGGGGGAGAGGAAGGCGGUUUGUGCGCGUGCGCGCGCAGGCGCGGGGGGUGGCGCCGCUGUGGCGCGCUGCCCUGCGCCGCGGGGAGGCCGCGCGAGACUAGCGCGUGGCGGGCGGUUUGAGCCGUUGGCGCUGCUAACGGCCUUGCUCCCCGCCCCGCCCCUCGCCCCGAGCGGGUGACGGCUGUCCGCGCGCUUCCUCGGUCUUCCCGCCAUUUUCUGUGCCUCUCCCCCGCCCGCCUCAGGAGCUCGGCGGCUGGGCGCUGUGACUGUUUUUUAUUAAAAUACUGAACAUUCGUUAAAAACGUCAAAAAAUAUCACUGGAACAAUACCCCAUUUUUUUUCAUGUAUUUGGAUCUUUUCUGCUUACAAAAAACAUUUUAAUCAUGAGCUGUGGAAGUCAGUUUGUGGAAACUCUUAAGAAAAUUGGAUAUCCAAAAGCUGAUGAGCUUAAUGGAGAAGACUUUGACUGGCUGUUUGAGUCUGUGGAAGACAAAUCAUUUCUGGAGUGGUUUUGUGGAAAUGUAAAUGAGCAGCAUGUGGUAUCUGAAAAAGAACUGCAAGAUUUCAAUGAUCUUCUUGAAUCUGGUAAGCCCAUUUUAGAAGGAAAUGCACUGGAUGAAGCUCUUAAAACCUGUAAGUCCUUGGAUUCAAAGAACAAUAGUCAGGGGGAGGAAGAAGAAAAGGAGGAACUUAAGAAAUUAGAGGAUGAAUUUCAGACUCUUCAGAAGAUGAAAAAUCUUUACAUUCAUCGAUGUAAUAAGCUUCAAACGAUGGCUUCUGCAAACAGCCAGAUGUUACAGGCAUUAAAAGGCAAAGAGGAGGAAGCACUUAAAGCUGUGAAAGAAGGACUGGGAGCGCUUACUGCAGCAAAUAGUAAGCUUAAUAAUGAACUACUGUCUCUUAUUGAUGGAGUUAAGAAACUGGCCUCUUUCUUCACUGCUUCAGAUUCAGAACAAGGAUUAGGUCCACAUCCAGUGUUUUUUUCCCAGCUUUCUUUGGACAAGUACUUGUAUCAGGAAGAACAAAGCACUGCAGCACUUACCUCAUACACAAAAAAACAUUUUUUUCAAGGUAUGUCUGAAUUAGUUGAAAGUUCACAUGAUGAAAACUUUCAGCUUGGGGAUAUAAGCAAACAAUUGACUUGUGAUGAAACUAAUGAAGUUUGUAAAGAAAGUCGUGAGAUGGCUCAGCUACAAGCAGCAUAUAUUUGUGCUCAACAUCAGCUAAUUCAAAUGGAAGCUAAAGAAGAGAGUAUGAAUUCAGCUAUACAGUGCGCAGAGAACAUGCUUCAUUCCUUAAGGACCAAGGGUAUUGAAAAAGAAAACCUUGAGGCCAGAAUACCUAGUUUAAAUGAUGAGAUUUCAACACUUAAAAAACAUAUAGCUCAGAUAAACAACGAAGAUCUGCCUUCCCUUUUGAAAGAGAAUGCUCGACUGUUGAAUGCGCCAGUGGUGAAAGGAGACUUUGACCGUCAGAUUGCUCGGCAGGACUAUUACGCUUCAAGGCAAGAUGAAAUAUGCCACCAUUUGAUAAGACAGAAAGCAUCAUUUGAACUUAUUGAGCUAGCUUACGAAAUUGAAUUGAGGAAACAUAAAGACAUUCAUUGUCAACUUCAAAAUUUGGUAGAGUAUCUGAAACAGAGCAGUAAUGAGCUGGAACAGAGACUGGAGACGAUGUCUGAGCUAGCUCAACAUGGAAAGCCAAGGGACACUAUUGGUUCAAAGGAUGAUUUCUCUCGUAGGCUAUACCAGCUUCUGGAAGGAGAAAAUAAGAAACAACAAUUGUUUAAAACAUAUGAAAGCCUUGAGCAGAUGGCUCAGAAGUUAAAGCAGGACUGUGUUGCAGUACAAGAUCAGCUAGCACUGUCUUCUCAAGAACAGUCUCUCUUUUUGUCCAAGCUAGACAGUGAUAUAGAUACCCUUUGUGAUACUCUGUAUUGUGGAGGAAAUCAAAUAUUACUUAGUAGUCAGGAACUUACUGAGCAGUUUCAUCAAAUGGAAAUUCAUUUAAAUGAAUUAAAUCAGCUCAUUAUGGAUCUUCUUGCUGAUGUAAAGACAAAGAGAGACUUUUUAGAAUCUAAUAAGCUGCAUCAGAUGGAAAGAAACUUGUAUGUGUAUUUUUUCAAAGAUGAAGACCACUUGAAAGAGAUGGUGGAGAAGCUUGAGCAACAGUCUAAGGCUAAAAUCAGUGGUCUAGAAGAUUAAAGUUUCACUACCAAUGAAGUUCUUCGUACUUAAACUUAAAUGUACCGUUAAGAUACAAAAACAUGUUAAUGAAAACUGUCUUCAGGUUUAUGGAAAAAUAAGUAUUAGCUUAUCAAAGCUAACAUUUGUCUGUCAUUACAACGUAUGUUUAGCUGCCACAGUUAUCAAGUUUGGAUUACAUACCGCUUUAUGGGUUUUGGCAGCUGCUUGCUGAGUUCACAUUUCAAUUUUGUCAAAGUUUUUUUUGUUAUGAGAGAGUACACUGGGUACUUAAUGAAUUACAUAACAGACUGCUCUUCUGCUAGCCUGUAUGUUGAUUUCUGUUAUGUUCAGCAUAGUGCAAAACGAGGUUUCAUGCCCUUGAGAUAUGUCUUCAUGCAUGCUACGAACCUUUCCAUAUGUGAUCUGAAAAGUACAUGUGGGGAGAAGGCAUUCCAGAUUUUUGAACAUGAAUGUACUGUGCUCCUUCUGAAGAGGGAAGUUCUCCAAGGCAAAAAUUUUGUGAUUGCUUCCCUUGCAGUUCCUCUAAGAAGAUACAAGUUUUUUUGGUUGUUUUUUGUUUUGCUUUUAAUGUAGAAAUGUGUUGGAAUAGGUAGCAAAAUCUGUGGUUUAUUUACCAAGACUAUCUGUUUUAAGGUUGUUUUUAAGACUGUUCUUAUCUUCUGAUUUAUCUUAUGGUCAGUCUUCUCCAUUGAAACCAGUCCGUACUCAUACCAGGCUGUUCAAAGAAAAAAGUUUCCCUUUUGGACUUGAGGCUUUUUGAGAAUCUUUUGUUACAGCAAGUUUGGAAUUUGCUCUAUAACUUAUAAUGAUGUGCUUUUAAACUUCAGAGUCUCAGUGCUUUUGGACUUCUGCUUUCACUGCUUUGACUGUUUAUCAAAUUCUUUUAUUGUAUCCUAGUACAGCAGCGGAAUUAAAUAUGUUUUUGUAGUAUGAUAACUUUAAGUCUUUUGUAUGUUGAUGGGGAUCAGCUGUGUUUGCUUUCAAAUGUCAGACAUUGAUAAUGGGAAGAAAAUUAGUAUUAGCAUUAUCUUCAGUUACACUAACUUUCUAUUUUGAUUGCAGACUUUUACCCAUUAUAUAACUUAUUUAAAAAUACUGCAUUUCUUUAACUUACUGGUUGGAUUUUGUGCUGCUUAAUACUAUACAUCAUGUUUAUUAUUAAAUGUUAAAUACUACAAUUUAA
Dromaius novaehollandiae (emu) is the source of this 3406-nucleotide messenger RNA. It is a transcript of the gene HAUS3, whose product is annotated as HAUS augmin like complex subunit 3. NCBI's taxonomy places the organism in Eukaryota, Metazoa, Chordata, Aves, Casuariiformes, Dromaiidae. Gene Ontology annotation, biological process: centrosome cycle; spindle assembly. Bases 400 to 2220 code for a protein of 606 amino acids. The record is from RefSeq and is a predicted model, not a curated record. The transcript has 5 exons. Gene Ontology annotation, cellular component: centrosome; mitotic spindle; HAUS complex.